Vespa mandarinia (Asian giant hornet) is the source of this 974-nucleotide messenger RNA. Its product is annotated as methyltransferase-like 26. Lineage: Eukaryota; Metazoa; Arthropoda; Insecta; Hymenoptera; Vespidae. The record is from RefSeq and is a predicted model, not a curated record.
AUAUCUGUAACUAACUUCAUGACUAUAAAAUUCUAACCGUAUAAUCUGAAGGUAGCCAUUAAUGUAGUAGCUGUAAAUAUUAACGCAAGACCAUGCAAGAUCAUAUACCGUAUAUAAAAAAAUAAAAGUGAAAGAAUUGUACAGAUUUAUAGUUAUUAUAUUUUGACUCGAAGGUUGAUUAAUUUUCUAUUAUAUUCUUAAAGACAAUUGACUGCUGUUCGCUAAUAUUCGAUUGUUAUAUAUCUCUGAUAUAUAUUUACACCAAUGUAAUAAUCAGCUAUGAACAUAAUUCAUUGUGCUGCCAGUCACAGUAGGUCCACAAGUAUGGCUGCUAAAAAACUGAUAUAUCCAGCGGCAGAACGUAAUAAGGAUCCUAUUUUAUCAGUUUUACAACGAUACAUACAACGUGGUGCAACUCAGAAGUUUCUGGAGAUAUCCUCGGGUUCGGGACAACACAUUGCUCAUUUCGCUCCUCAUUUUCCACAAAUUACAUUUUAUCCUUCAGAAUAUGAAACACGAUUAUUAGAAAGUAUUGCCGCACAUGCUAAUGGAUUUUCUAAUAUAAAAAACCCUUUAAAAAUAGAUAUUACUACCGAUUAUCAAACCUGGGCAAAUGGUAUUUUUUUGGAAAAAAGUAUAGAUUACAUAUAUAAUGCUAAUAUGAUGCACUGUGCACCAUAUCAAUGCUCAAUCGGUUUAUUUAAAAAUGCUGGCAAAUUAUUAAAAUCUAAUGGUAUUCUAUUUACAUACGGCCCUUAUGCUAUUGAUGGGACUAUCACACCAGAAAGUAAUGUACAAUUUGAUAGAUCUUUAAAAUCAAUGAAUUCUGAUUGGGGCCUCAGAGAAUUGAGAGAAUUAGAAAACUUAGCAGAAGAAAAUAAUGUUAAGCUUGUAGAAAUCUUUAAUAUGCCUUCUAAUAAUAAAGUUAUUAUUUGGAAAAAAAAUUAGAUAUUAUUUGACGAAACAUUAGUUAA